Trichoderma gamsii is the source of this 834-nucleotide messenger RNA. RefSeq lists its product as hypothetical. The transcript is spliced from 3 exons. Bases 1 to 834 code for a protein of 277 amino acids. Lineage: Eukaryota; Fungi; Ascomycota; Sordariomycetes; Hypocreales; Hypocreaceae. Gene Ontology annotation, molecular function: S-adenosylmethionine-dependent methyltransferase activity. The record is from RefSeq and is a predicted model, not a curated record.
AUGGCGUCCGCAGAGUACCUACAGGCCUCGUCAACCGGCUUCAAAGACGCCAAGGCCUACGAUACGCACCGGCCGUCGUACCCUGCCGAAGCAGUCCAGAGCCUCCUGACUCACCUCGGCGUGGCGGGCAAGUCCAAGGCGAGAAUCAUUGACCUCGCAGCCGGCACGGGCAAGUUUACGGAGCUGCUGGCAGCUCGGCCGGAGGAGUAUGAGAUCCUAGCGGUGGAGCCUACGGGGUCGAUGAGGGAGACGCUGGUUGAGAAGGGGCUGAGGGGCGUGACGGCGAAGGAGGGGACUGCUGAGAAGAUGGAUGUUGAGGAUGGGUGGGCGGAUGGGAUUGUGAUUGCUCAGGCGUUUCACUGGUUUGCGACUGAGGCUUCAUUGGCGGAGAUUCAUCGAGUACUCAAGCCAGGAGGCACGGUGGGAAUGAUUUGGAACGUGGAAGAUUACAACAAGCCAGCAUCGUGGCCCGCCAGCAGCAAAUGGGCAGAGGCACUCAACGCCCGCAUCUUUGCCCUCCCAGACUUUGGCCCCCCUCGCUUCCGCCAUCUCAAAUGGCCGCUGGUAUUCGAACGCCAGGCGAAAUUCGAAAAGCCGCUGUUCUCGACGCCAAUCGGAGAGGAAAAGGUUCCCUGGACAGUCUGGCUGGAGAAGGAUGCGGUGUGGAGCCGGGUGCACACGCUCAGCCAUGUGUAUACCUUGGAGGGCGAGGAGAAGACGAAGUUCAAGGCGAAGUUUGAUGAGGAGGUGAAUAGUGAGAAUGGCGAGGUGAAUGAUAAGGGCGAGGUGGGCGUGCAUGGGGUGACGCUUUUGGCGUGGAGUAAGAAGCUGUGA